Molecule: messenger RNA, 819 nt
Organism: Neoarius graeffei (lesser salmon catfish)
Lineage: Eukaryota; Metazoa; Chordata; Actinopteri; Siluriformes; Ariidae
Gene: c26h1orf50
Product: chromosome 26 C1orf50 homolog
Exons: 5
Coding region: 162-731 (189 amino acids)
Source: RefSeq, a predicted model, not a curated record
GAGCCCCGGAAACGCAGGCUGGCGAGGUUGUUUUGCUGAAUUUGCGGUCUCUGGUUAUGAAAUGUGAAUUCAGAACGAGGUUGAACGACAGUUUUGAUAAUAUUUUAGCUAGAAUUAAAUCUUAAAAUCAGCAAAAUAGGGGUGAAAAUUAGAGCUGCCAAAUGGAUAAAGCUGUCAGUUUACCGAGUCAACCUGACAAAUUAACGACAGUCACGCUGGUGGAAACCAACAGCAAUCCAAAUGGACUGGAGCUGGUGAGCACUUAUAACACCAACCGAGUCGGAGAUCCCAUGGACCUCGUCGCUCUGGCUGACCAGGUCCAGAAGGGAGACGAAUUUGUCCGAGCAAAUGCUUGCAACAAGUUGACCGUCAUCGCUGACCAAAUAAAAUACCUGCAGGAGCAAGCGAGAAAGGUGUUAGAGGACGCUAAGAGGGACGCUGAUCUUCACCAUGCAGCCUGCAAUGUUGUGAAGAAACCAGGAAACAUGUACUACCUGUACAUGCGUGAAUCCGGCCAGCGUUACUUCUCUAUUCUCUCCCCGCAGGAAUGGGGUCCGAGUUGUCCACACAAGUUCCUUGGUGCUUAUAAACUGCAGUACGACAUGUCCUGGACUCCGCUGGACGAGGUUGAAAAACGGGAAGCUGACAUCAGUGUCAUGGACAAACUCCUGAACAGACAAGCCGCUCUUCUGGACAGCGCAGAACCAAACUUUGACGGUCUUUCAAACUGACUGGACGCUGAGUGUGUGUGUGCGCCCGUGCAUAUACAACAUAAUCUGAUAACUGCAAAAAAAUAAAUAAAAUGAAAGUCAAUAUAAA